This is a messenger RNA of Solanum pennellii, 1410 nucleotides long. RefSeq lists its product as uncharacterized. The record is from RefSeq and is a predicted model, not a curated record. The coding region runs from base 1 to 1410 and encodes 469 amino acids. Lineage: Eukaryota; Viridiplantae; Streptophyta; Magnoliopsida; Solanales; Solanaceae. Gene Ontology annotation, molecular function: nucleic acid binding; zinc ion binding. The transcript has 4 exons.
AUGAAGGCCAUUAAUGUCAACAAAUCUGGAAUGUUCAGAAUUCGAGCAUUCAACCGAAAUCAUACAUGUCCUUUAAAAGAUAGAGUUUAUACACAAAGACAUGUAACUAGCAAUUUAAUAGGAGGGAUUGUGAAACCUAAAUUUGUAGAUCAUAAGCGUAAAUAUACACCAGCUGAUAUAAGAAAAGAUGUUAAGAUUGAUCUAGGAGUUGAUGUUAAAUAUAUGUUGGCUUGGAGGGCCAGGGAGAAAGCGUUGAAAGCUUUGAGGGGUACACCAGCUGCAUCAUAUGCAAAGUUACCGGCGUAUUUGUAUAUGAUGGAUAUCACUUACCCGGGGUCUCAUAUACGUAUGAAAAAGAGUAUGAAUAAUGAGUUCUUGUAUCUAUUUGUUGCAUUGAAUACAUUUAUACAAGGAUUCAAUCAUUGUAGACCAGUAGUCGUGGUGGAUGGUAGUCAUCUGAGAGGUCCAUAUAAUGGGACAUUUGUUGCAGCAAGCACGACAGAUGGUGUUGUGUCUGAUAGAAAUGAGAGCAUUAUAAAGGCUGUUACAAAUGUAUACAGUAAUGUACCACACUAUGCUUGUAUGUGGCAUUUAUGGAAUAACGUUCAGAAAAAGUUUAGAAAAUCUCAUGAGAAGUUAUCUGGUGUAUUCUAUACAAUGGCAAAAGCUUGCACAAAGAAUGAAUUUGAUAUGUUAAUGGAUACUGUAGAAAAAGAAGAUAUAAGAGUGAAAGAGUAUUUGGAGUUAGCUGGAUAUGAAAAAUGGGCUCUUUGUUAUGCACAAGGACAUAGAGGAUGGCACAUGACAUCAAAUAUUGCUGAGAGUAUAAAUGCCGCACUUGUUUCAGCGAGAGAAUUGCCUAUUUUUGAAUUUCUCGAAGAGGUACGGCUAUUAUUUGGAAGGUGGAAUCAUGACUACAAGAAGGAGGCAACCUGCACAUUCACAUCGUUGAUUGAAAAAUACCAUGACAUACUAGCAGACAAUGAAGCAUUGAGCACAAGAAUGACGGUUGUACCGUCAACGGAAUAUGUGCACAAUGUUAAUGAUGAUGGGAGAUAUUUUGUAUACGAGGAAAUACCUUGUGAACAUGCUUGGGCUGUAUUGAAAUGGAAGAGUCUACCACCAGAUGAAUAUUGCUCAGAUUUAUACAAACCAAAGACAAUGUUGAAGACAUAUAAUAUGCCUAUAGAUCCUUUACCGGAUGUAAAGGCAUGGUUGAUUCCGGAUAGCGUUAUUGCUGAUGACGUAUUACCUCCAAAAUUUAAACGACCUCCGGGCAUGCCAAAGGGUAAGCCUCGAAAAAAAAUAGCAAGAGAGUUAUCGAGGAUUAAGGGGAAAAAUACAUGUAGCACAUGUGGAAUGGCAGGUCACAAUAGGCGUUCGUGUAGGAAUAAGCCAAAAGAUGUUUAA